Scatophagus argus is the source of this 4193-nucleotide messenger RNA. RefSeq names its product transmembrane protein 68 (gene tmem68). Gene Ontology annotation, molecular function: acyltransferase activity. The coding region runs from base 430 to 1431 and encodes 333 amino acids. Gene Ontology annotation, cellular component: membrane. The record is from RefSeq and is a predicted model, not a curated record. The transcript has 9 exons. NCBI's taxonomy places the organism in Eukaryota, Metazoa, Chordata, Actinopteri, Scatophagidae.
UCUUUUCCGAACCGUAAUCAGAGCCUUUAAGGAUUCUGACCUCAAUAAAAUCAACCUUAGCUAUUUCGAGGGUGUAUCAUGUAGCUACUGUGUGUCAACCAUUGUCUAAACCAUAUUUAUGGUGUCUGCAGAAAGACCUAAUUGGUUUUGUUGUCAUUCAGUGGAACUUCUCUGUAGGUUCAGUGGUUUUGGUUUCCAGGGACACUGAAACACCGUAGCACCUAUUUGUGUCACAAUCAAAGUUUUCCGAAGUUAGGAACAGGACAGUUGCUGGCGAUUCAGUAUGUAUUUUGUGCUGGUGUAACAUUAAAUAUAGAGCUCUUGGUGUUUUUAUUUACUCUGUUUACCACUGUCAUAACGCUCUCAGCUUUCUGAGGGCCGAUCCUGUCAUCAGCUGUUUGCAGCUUCCGUGAAUGACAGCGGAGCAGGAUGUCAGACAGUGGGGACCAGUCAUGUCUGAUGGUAGCAGAGGACACUGUCUCCUUUCUGUUGUGUGUAUUUCAUGCAUGGGAGGAAUGGGCUGGCCUUGGCCAGAUGGAGGACUAUCUGAGUGUUCUGGAGUACCUGCUGUGGGUCUUCACCCCUCUGGCCAUCGUCUUCAUCUUGCCAUUCCUCAUCGUCAUCCUCCUUUACCUCUCUAUACUUUUCCUUCAUGUCUAUAAGAGAAAGAAUCAGCUAAGGGAAGCUUACUGCAACAACUUGUGGGAUGGAGCCAGGAAGACCCUGGCUACACUGUGGGAUGGACAUGGAGCCAUAUGGCAUGGCUAUGAGAUCCAUGGGAUGGAGAAGAUCCCUGACAAGGGACCAGCACUGAUAGUGUACUAUCAUGGAGCCAUUCCCAUCGACUACUAUUACUUCCUGGCCAGUGUGAUCAUCCAGAAGGGACGGACAUGCCACUCUGUAGCUGACCACUUCCUCUUCAAGAUCCCAGGUUUCAAGUUGCUGUUGGAGGUGUUCAGUGUGAUCCAUGGUCCUCAGGAGGAGUGUGUGCGGGCUCUGAGGAAUGGUCAUUUGUUGGGGAUUUCUCCAGGAGGCGUACGAGAGGCUCUCUUCAGUGAUGAGACCUACCCCCUUCUCUGGGGCAAACGCAAAGGCUUUGCCCAGGUCGCCAUAGAUUCUCAAGUGCAAGUAAUUCCAAUGUUCACUCAAAAUGUGCGGGAAGGCUUCAGAUCUCUGGGAACACUCAGAUUUUUCCGCUGGGUCUAUGAGAAAUUUCGUCUCCCUGUAGCUCCUGUUUAUGGUGGAUUUCCUGUGAAAUUUCGAACCUUCCUCGGUGAUCCUAUCCCAUAUGACCCCAACAUAAACGCUGCAGAGUUGGCAGAGAAAGUACAGCAAGCUGUCCAGUCUCUGAUAGACCGGCACCAGCAGAUCCCAGGGAACAUUCUUAGAGCCUUAUGGGAGAGAUUUCACACCAAACACAAACACCAUUAACAUCAGCAGUACAACAAACUGUCCAGUGUGUGACCAGAGCCACACGUCACAACGGCUCAGAUGGCUGCAGCUUGCAUAGGUUUGGUGGCUGACAUUAUGGAAUAUUUGCACAACUUUCUUCACUGCCCCCAAAAACCACUGACUGCAGCUGCUGAGAUUCCUUUGCAUUUGUAUUGCACCUUUGUGGUAUGUGUCCUUUUGUAUAUUCAUUACAGGAUGAUAUGUUUAAAACUAGACUUCCUGGUAGUGAUGUAUGGAUCGACCCAUAACCCACCCGUGGGUCGGCUUACAAGACAAUAUUACGGGUUUGAGUGGGUGGGUCAAUAAGUGACAAAGCAGCAUUCCAAGUAAGUUAUUAUUAAUCUUUUGUGCAUUAUAGAGAGACAAAAGACUGAGGCAGAGUUCAUGUCUUUAAUGAAGGAAUAUUGUUUUGCUAAGAUGAGCACCAUUUAGAACAAUUCAUAUUUAUUUAGCCUAAAGGAAAAGAUCUUUCCAAUGCACACUUGCACAGUGUUUUAUUUUUCAAUGUUCUCAUAUCCUUUGCCUUGAUUAAUCCAUUUUAGAUAGACUAAAGAUGCACUGUGAGCUGAUUGGUUAGUUGAAAUUCUGGAUCGAUCUAAUUGGUUGUUACAGGUCGUUUCAGUUGAGUUGGUUAAGGUUUUUACUCACUAUAAAAGACUUUCUGGUUUUUGUUUGUCACUAGGGGUUCCAUGUGUCAUAGUUGUCCCAGAAACAUACACUAUGAUAGCAUUGUAUAGAUGGCAUUAACUUCUAUUUAUACCAUGGUCCCAAUUCUGAUUGGCUGCAUGGUGUUCUUAAUAAUGAUAUACAUACUAAGUAGUUAUAGGAAAACUGUCUAUUCACUGGCUCUGGAGUCCUCGAUAUUAGAAAUAAAUUACAUGGAAAUAUUUUGAAUAUCCAGUGCAGUCCUUCAGUGCCUCAUCCUCACCACAAGAUGGUGAUUUUAACAUACAACACACUGCCUCUCUGAACUUACUUUGCAGGUUGUCACGUAAAUCAUCUCACAUCUUAUUCACUCUUCAAAACACCACUUCAGGCUGUGGUCUACCUUAUGUAUGGUUUAUUCUUUGUUGGUGAAAAUCUUGAGAAUGACUUGGGGACAAUGACAAGGCUGGGUAGAUGGAUAGUCUUGUUGUUAAACAUACUGUCAAAUUAUAUUUACUGUUUGUUAAACACUUUGAUUCUUGUUAGUGUAAUAUUAGCUUUCUAGUUCAUAGCUGAGCCAGAGGUGAGUGGACUAGACAUAUCUCCCAUUGCCAAAUCACAUAAGGUUUGUCCUUUUUACUGGAGUGGUGAACAUUUGCAUAGCAUAUGAACUAUGUGGGAUGGGGAUAAUUGCUCCAGGUAUUAGUCAAACCCUCAGGUGUUACUGGAAAACUGGUAGUGUUACUGGAGUUAUUGUUUUUGAGAAACUUUCAAUUUUGAUUGCAAAAUGCAUGAAAAUAUAAAUGAAUGGGUUUUUGUUCUCUGCUAAGUGACUGUAGUAUCAGUGGGAUGAUGCUUAUGCUCAGUCAUGCAGUUAAUUCUUGAUAAUGGACACCUUGUCGGGCAUUAUACAUUGUACAUAGUGUUCAUGAUAUUGACUGUGUACUGUACAUGUAGUCCAGUGGUUUUCCCUGUCCUUUAUAGUAUAGGCAUGCAAUUAAUGUCAAUGCUUCAUGCUUCAGGCCUCUUUCUUUUUUCCUGGGAAUUGUCACAAUAUUUUUUUUUAAUUUUAUUUUAUUUUAUUUUUUUACAUAGAAUCUGAUAUGUCACUGUUAAUUCUCAGGAGAUUUGUUACUAAUUGGGGACCAAGAACCAACUGACGCAAUGGCCCUAUUUUAAGGCAAGAAAUUACUUUUUGUCCAAAAGAAUGAUAUGUUUGUUUGUUUACACAUGUGUGGCAAAAUGGAACGAUUGCAUCCCCUACAAAAUUUCAGCAAAGUAGUGUCAAGUUACAAAAUUUGGUAGCCCUCAUGGUAAGUUUCACCUUAUGUACAGAAUUUGAUAGAUAUGUUUAACAUCCCAAGACUUAAAGAAGUCUAAAGUGUCCUGGCCUGAAGACAUCUACAGGCCAAUAUUCAGUUAUAGUCAUAGCACCGCCUACUCGCAACAGGAAAUGACAUGUUUUAUACUUUGAUGUUAUUCUUCUAGUGUCUUGACCAGCCACUACCACCUAACAACAAACUGAUUAACUCUGCUGUAGGACAGAAUAUUUGGAGACAUUACCUUGCACUUCAGGCACAUAUGACAUGCAUUUUAGAACAUCUUUUGACUUUUUUUUUUUUUUUUUAAUUUUAACAAUCAGUUAUCGAAAGGAAACUCAGUUUAUUAAUCAAAAACGAUUAGCUGCUGGCCUAAAAAAAAAAAAAGGCAAUAAACUUGCUGUACCUGAAAUUGACAAGCUGACAGGACUUCACUUGUUAGAGCUGAGUCAAACUUCACAGAAGAUUGACAAACUAAUACUAGAAGUAAACCGUUAAUAAAUUAAGGUAGAAGGAGUCAAUUUUAGAAAAUGUCGUGGAGUAUAUAGAUCCCUUCUUUGUAGAAGCUCCAGAAAGUAUUCCAUAACGGUGACAUCAUCAUCAUUGUCAAAAUGCCGAUCACUGAACUCCUUCUUCGUCUUGGGAAAGCUAUAGUAGUUUGAGGGUGCCAAAACCAAAAGGUUUGCACUUUGGUAUAACUCUAAGGUACAUACAUUAAUAGCAUUUUAAUCAGGCAGCUACAACCCUGACUCCAAAAAAAAAAAAAAAUCUGUGAUU